AUGAUGAACCACGCCCGAGUCAAGGCCCUCAAGGGCGACGGCAAGACCGUAUCCAAAAAAGCCAUCAAGUCUGGUCGCGCUUCUGCUAGCCAGACCCCUCGAAGCUCCCCCUUCGCCUCUCUUCUGACGUCACCUGCGCAUUCCACAGCCCCGAGCAGGGCCGCCUCUGACCUGAGCGAGGACGACUACGACUUUGACGACACUGUUAGCACGCAUUCCGGAAGCUCCCUAGUCGAAGCCAACGAGGAUGGUACUAGCACCUUUGACGCCAAACAGCUCAUCGAGGAGCUCCAGGAUCGCAAGCACAACAACAGCGACACCCGAAUCCAACUAUUGGAAUUGUACAUCAAGGUUCUGCGAACUCGCUACGGCCCUUCCACGCACGAGUGGCUUGACGAGUCGGCCAAUGCCCUCGCCGAGCUUUUCCUUCGAGGCGCCAACCGUGGACUGGAAGCCAGGGAGCGUCUGCUCAACUUGCAGUCCUACAUUCUGACCCUGAGCACUACCGAAGACGCUGACGUUUACGAGCAUGCCGAAGCGACCCUGAAGCAGAUUGUGGCCGACGACGAUGACGAGGAAUGCAAGGCAUAUGGCAUCUACGCCCUGUGCUUUACAGCGCUCUAUGGUGGUGGCGGCGAGAAUGAAGCCUUGGAUCUACUUGACUACCUGAACACCAUCAUCGAGUCUGAUGGUGAACACAUUGAUGCUUAUGACAACGGCUUCAUUGUUGCAGCAGCCCUGCAGGGGUGGGCCUUUGUGGCCAGUCAUGUUGAUGACUUUUCCUACGCGGCGUUGAUGGCCCUGGACGGAUUCUAUGACCAGCUGGACAGUGUCGACGUUGGGGUCCAAUCCAACGCCGCAGCAUGCAUCGCUCUCAUCUUUGAAGCGGCGCGAAACCACGAAGAGGAAACCGGAGAGACCUGGGAGUUGCCCGUCAACCCCGAGAAGCUUACUGGUCGCAUGUCAGAGCUCGCCAAGCAGAGCUCCAAGUCUGUUUCCAAGAAGGACCGUCGUGACCUUCGCGACAGUCUCAUUAGUGCCAUCACCUCUCUUGAGAAGGGAGUUGGUCCCGGAUACUCAUCCGCUGGAUAUGCGCCCCAGAAGAGUGACAAGAGGCCUACCAACAAGACCAAUGAGGAUGGUGUUGUCGAGUUUGGAUACCGCCACAAGCUCCGCCUCGGCAACUACGUUGCCGUGAUCGACUCGUGGUCGCUCUCCUCUCGAAUCAACAUGAUGAAGCUCAUUUUUGGUGGGCAUUUGCAGAAGCACAUCUUUGAGAACCCUGUUGUUUCAGAGUGUCUCAGUGACGCUGACUUUAGCGACCAAGGUCCCGUGGCUAAGAAGCCCGCGAAGAGAUAA
This is a messenger RNA of Fusarium keratoplasticum, 1359 nucleotides long. RefSeq names its product IFRD domain-containing protein. The record is from RefSeq and is a predicted model, not a curated record. Bases 1 to 1359 code for a protein of 452 amino acids. The transcript has a single exon. NCBI's taxonomy places the organism in Eukaryota, Fungi, Ascomycota, Sordariomycetes, Hypocreales, Nectriaceae.